AUGGGGGGCCACGGACCGUGUCCUGACAAUCCCGUAGGUGCGCAGAUGCUCGUCGUGAACGACGGGCUCUCGACCUGCUUCGCGGUCAACCCCGUGGCUCUGGCGAGCAACAACCACCGGUUCUUAUCGAUCAAGUUCGCUUCGUGUCGGAUGAACUCGACCGUCUCGAAGAUAGUGGCGAUCCCGAUCUUGGCGCGGUCCGUCGACGGCACGAAUAGCGCUGCGCAUAAACUGAUCAAGCUCAUACCGUGGUUCACUUCGGCUUUACCACCCGGAGUGGGGUUGUAG
Microbotryum saponariae is the source of this 288-nucleotide messenger RNA. NCBI's taxonomy places the organism in Eukaryota, Fungi, Basidiomycota, Microbotryomycetes, Microbotryales, Microbotryaceae. The record is from the annotation of a GenBank genome assembly.